AUGGAAUGCCAGAACCCGCUGUUGCAAACAGGAGAAAUUGAAAAUCUUAAGAUUGAGAUGGAACGUCUCAAGAUAGAUAUUUUAGGGAUAAGUGAAAGGAGAUGGAGCGGUCAAGGUGACUUUAUAUCGGGAGACUACCGUGUCAUCUACUACGGUGGUGAUAACGGAAGAAAUGGAGUACGCUUUAUUCUAAAUAAAAAGUGGAAACUAUGUGUGAGUAGUCACAUCGCUUACGAUUAUAGAUUGAUAUUGAUCAAAUUAAAAUCUGCAUCUAAUGACAUUACAUUAAGACAAAUACGUAAUAUGCCCACAACACAAGCGAACGAUGAAGAAGUAGAAGAGGUCUACGAAAAGUUAGAGGAAUUCAUUAACUUCACAAAUAGAAGGGAAAAUCUAAUUAUCAUGUGGUGGGGGAAGGGGAUUGGAAUGCGAUUGUGCGUGAAAAUAUAG
Metopolophium dirhodum (rose-grain aphid) is the source of this 450-nucleotide messenger RNA. RefSeq names its product craniofacial development protein 2-like. The record is from RefSeq and is a predicted model, not a curated record. NCBI's taxonomy places the organism in Eukaryota, Metazoa, Arthropoda, Insecta, Hemiptera, Aphididae. The transcript has a single exon. The coding region runs from base 1 to 450 and encodes 149 amino acids.